UCUGACAGGGCGGCGGCGGCGGCAGUAGUCACGCGCCUCCCCCGCACCCGCACCUUGCCUCGGUUCCCGCCUGGCCCUAACUUUCCCGCCAGGCGGCAGGUGGGUAAGCCUGGCAGCAGCGCGGGGCGUGUCUCCGGCGGGGCUGCUGCCCUCUGAAAAGUCCUCCUCCGCCCCCUCCGCUUCUUCCUCCUCCUCCUCCUCCUCGCGGGGCGCUCGAGGGGCAGCGGCAGGCAAGCGGAGCAGCCUCGCCCAGCCCGGCGACCUGAACUUCGCCCGCGGCGGUAGCGCCUCGCCUCGCCUCGCCCUAGCCCUCGCCCGGCCGGCCAGCACCAUGGACGGCGACACUCUGCCCUGCCUUGACGCGGCCGCCUUCCUGCGCCUGUGGCAGCGCUUCGACGCCGACGACAAUGGUUACAUAGAAGGGAAGGAGCUUGACAACUUCUUCCAUCACCUGCUAAGGACCAUGGGCUGUGAAAGCACCAUGACAAAAGAAAAAAUCCAAAAGGUGAAAGAAAGGUUUAUGUCAGCAUAUGAUGUGACUGCAGAUGGACGCUUACAGAUACAAGAGGUACUUGAAACUGUGUUGGCACCUCAAGGAGAAAAUUUCACAAAUCUGUUUUCAAAUCAUAUUAUCUUACUGAUUUCCCCCCUGCAGAUCUGGCGACAAUAUGAUGCAGAUAGCAGUGGUUUCAUUUCGGCGGGUGAGCUUAAAAACUUCCUGCAAGAUCUUUUUCGGCAACACAGAAAAGCUAUUUCUGAUGCAAAGUUGCAAGAGUAUACUGAUACCAUGAUGAAGCUCUUUGACAAAAAUAAGGAUGGACGGCUGGAUCUGAAUGACCUAGCAAGGAUCUUGGCUCUCCAGGAAAAUUUUCUCCUUCAAUUUAGACUGGAUGCUAGUAGUACAGAAGAAAGGAAGAGAGAUUUUGAGAAAAUCUUUGCACACUACGAUGUUAGUAAAACAGGUGCACUUGAAGGUCCAGAAGUGGAUGGGUUUGUAAAAGAUAUGAUGGAACUUGUCAAGCCCAGUAUUAGCGCCACAGACCUUGACAAGUUUCGUCAGAUCCUCCUUCGCCAUUGUGACAUGAACAAGGAUGGAAAAAUUCAGAAAUCUGAACUUGCUUUGUGUCUGGGAAUUAAAAUCUCCCCAUAGACUUAAAUGUACUUCUCCUGUGGUUUGUCAAUUAUUGUCUUUUAUGAGAGCCUGCUGAUGCUGGUAGAACCUUUUCAGCACUGUGUUAAUUAUUUCUGUUGUACUGAAGCUAGAUGACAGGGAUAACUUACAGGGGAUAUGAAUAGGCAUUGGCAAGGGUCAGCCAAAUUUUUAAAAACAUUAGAAAUAGUAUCAAGCUCGAUACUGUUCCAGUGGAGAUGUUAGCUGUGGGAUUUCUUACACAUUUUUAAACAUGCCUCUACAAAUCAGACUAUCCAAAACAUACCUGCUUUUUAUACCAGGACUGCUGCUACAUUAAAAAUCGCAUUGUAUUUGUGCUACAUGUCAUCGAAUGUGAUUGUGUUCCAUUUCCUAGACUGCAUUCACAGAACUAAGUGUGCCUAUUUUCCUUCUAAGUGCUCCAUAAUUUUGACAGUGAUGUGAGGUAUGAAAUUCCCUGCACUCUUUUCUAGAAAGAUGCACAAGCCUUUUCACAUACUGGAAGCAGCUCAGUGUAUUUGCAUAAAAAUAAAAGUAGCUGUUUAUGAAGGGACGUUAUGGUGGUCUCUACAUUUAUUUAUUGACGUUCUGCAUUUUUAUGCCACCUUUCUCCUAGUAAAUACAGUAUGUAACACUUGACAAACUGGUAGCUAUAUUACACUGGGCUGAUUUAGCCCACCUGUAUCCCACUUCUCCCUUUCAGAAGGCAAGGGUGAACAUCACUGAAAACAGGUGGAAACAGGAGGAAUUUGCUGGACAAAAAACCUUGAAACGUGUUGUUCACAUAUCAGAUUAUACAUUUCUAGUGAAAAACCUGUGCUAUUUUAUUGUUGUUGCUCUUGUUGUUAUUUCCAUGUUCUUUCAAUAAACAUUUUUAAAAGUGUUGUGCACCUCAAAAUGGACCCCGCUCCUGAUGGGGGCCUAAAUCCAGUUCCUACUUCCUGCUCAGGUACUAAAUCAUCAGGACUUAAACAAGAGCCAACGUGACAUAAUUGCUGGAGUGGGUCUCUGUUCAUUGGAGACUAGCUGUUGGAUUUAAGCCUUUGGCUUCUAAUUAAGAAUGGUCUGCUCUCAGUCUCCUUACAUUUCAGGUCCUUCCUUCUG
Pogona vitticeps (central bearded dragon) is the source of this 2254-nucleotide messenger RNA. Lineage: Eukaryota; Metazoa; Chordata; Lepidosauria; Squamata; Agamidae. The record is from RefSeq and is a predicted model, not a curated record.